Messenger RNA from Penicillium olsonii, 1098 nucleotides. NCBI's taxonomy places the organism in Eukaryota, Fungi, Ascomycota, Eurotiomycetes, Eurotiales, Aspergillaceae. The record is from the annotation of a GenBank genome assembly.
AUGAGCAAGAUAUUUAUAACUGGUGCGACGGGAUACAUUGGCGGGGACUCCCUGGCCACACUCUUUUCCAAAUACCCCGACUUCUCCUACUCGGCUCUUGUCCGCAGUCCGCAAAAGGGCGAACAGGUCAAAGCCCAGUACCCUUCAAUUCGCAUAGUCAUCGGAGACCUUGACGACUCGAAAUUGCUAGAGAAGGAGAGUGCGGCUGCAGAUAUCGUGCUACGUGAGUCAACUUCGCGACCUCGGGAGUAUCCAUUGCUGAAUGACGCUAACCUUAUCCGAACAGACACUGCAGAUGCAUCCGACCAUGUAGGUGCUGCAAAGGCAAUCAUUUCAGGUCUGGUGUCUGGUCACAGCAAAGAAAACCCAGGCUAUUUGUUGCACACUGGAGGAACCGGAAUCCUUACAUGGAGAGACAGCGACAGCAACGAGUACGGCAACAAGAGUGAGCAUGUCUACAACGAUUGGGAGGGGGUAGAUGAAUUGCUCAAUCUGCCUGACCACGCAUUCCACCGUAAUGUUGAUCAGCUCGUGUUGGAGGCUGGAGCAAAAUACGCCGAUGUGCUCAAGACAGCGCUAGUUUGUCCUCCUACAGUUUACGGCCAAGGUCGGGGACCUGUUUCUCAGCGCGGAAGACAAGUCUAUGAGCUAGCAAGCGUGACCCUCCGUCUGAAGAAAGGACCGAUCAUCGGUGCCGGCAAGUCAAUCUGGAAUAAUGUGCAUGUGCACGAUCUAAGUGAUGUCUACCUGCUACUUGUCGAGGCUGCCAUUUCCCGCCGGAACGACCAAGGGCUGUGGGGUGCAGAUGCCUACUACCUCACAGAGAACGGAGAACAUUACUGGGGCGAGCUGGCCGUCGCCACUGCAGAGGCAGCCGCGAAGCUGGGAUAUAUCCCGGAGGCCAAGGCUGAGCCUAUUGAUCUGGAAAGCGCCAAGAAGUACGCAGGCUUUGAGUCUCUCAGCUGGGGCAUGAAUUCACGGGGCCAAGCGCGACGAGCACGCAAUAUUCUAGGAUGGAAGCCAUCGCGCCCUAGUAUCGAAGACGAGUUGCCUAUCAUUCUGCAGGGAGAGUGGCAGCGCUUACAAGAGUCGUCCUAA